This is a messenger RNA of Geodia barretti, 1518 nucleotides long. The record is from the annotation of a GenBank genome assembly. Lineage: Eukaryota; Metazoa; Porifera; Demospongiae; Tetractinellida; Geodiidae.
AUGUCAAGGAAGGCCGUCCGUCGUUCUUAUCCAACGCAGGGCCGGGAAGACUGUGAUAGCAGGGGUCAGCCUUGAAAAUGGAGCCCGGAGACUCGACCCCACAAGUGAUACCGUCCUCACCUUCUAGCGACAACCUCGCGGAGUCUUCUCCUACCGCGAGCGACCCCGUGACGGCAAUCAGCCCUGGCACGGACAGCACUCCGAGCACGAGCAGCGCGUUCCCCAUGAGGAAGAGGCUGCGAAGGAACCCCGCCGUUCUCAUCCGAUGGAUCGAAGAUCAUCCCUUCAACCCGUACCCGACCAAGGCCGAAAAGCAGGGCCUGGCCUUCUACGCAGGCAUGACGCAGCGACAGCUCAACGACUGGUUCGCGAACGCUCGGAGGAACAUAAAGAAGGUCGGCUACGAGAACUGGAAGAAGAAGCACAAUGGAUUCUCGGCGAUCCUCUCUGGGAUCCCUCUGGCAAAUAACUGCGGACUCUCCUUUCUUUCUUCAGCCUCUUCCACCGCAAGCAACAACGGGGGUUCCGGAUCGGCGGCGACACACCACGGGCUCAACAGCUCCUUUACCAACCACCCCUUUACCAACACUGCCUUUACGAUCUCUCCGCUGAAUCGUCCGAGCUUCAGCGCAUCGGCUCCGUGCACCUACCCGUCCACCAACGGACCCAUGUCGCUCGCAGCAGCAGGGAUGGCGACCUACGUCAAGCCUACGCCUCUACAAAGCUCCGCAGCCGCUGCAGCCGGUUUCGUCAAGGUGGAAGGAGGGAGCGCCUACUACGGAGGAUCGAGCUACGGUCUCGCUCACGCAGCUCCAGGAGAGGGGAGCGGGGGCGGAAGCGGUGCGCAUUUAGUCAGCUCCUCAGCCUCGUCCUCUUUCUGCCUGUCCUCUCUCCCGUUCUCGCACGAGAGCUACCAACUCGCGGCAGCCACCGGACACCCGCAAACUGCGACAGGGCCGCUUCUGGCUGCAGUGGACGGCAAUAUACGGUCGUUCUCUACGCCGACCUCCGCUGCGACCGUUCCCUACAUCGCCUGCGACCAAUGCGCACCUAGCAGCUCGUCCGCAGUCCAGCACCAUCCGGCCGUCCUUUACAACUGGGCUAGCCACGCUCAGCCAUUUCCCAUGGGCGCCACGACCAUGCUAAACCACGCCAGCUUCAGUGGCAGCGGGCUGAUGGGCGCGCACACCCCCUCUCCCCCUCCUCCGCCGACACCGUGCGCACCUGUCGCUUCGCCAGAGAACAGUGCGCAGACUCCGGCCAGCGAAAACUCUCUGCAGCAACAGGAACAAGAGAACACCAACUCUCCGCACGAGAGUGGGUACUCCAGCGCCACAUCUCCUGCCCUGACAACUCAUCACAGGUAAACUAUAGGGGAUAGUGUGAUUUUGAUCACAACAUAUGGAACUUCAGAACUAAAGAUCAUAAGCGUGUGGCUAUAUUGUAGCACACUCAUCAUUUGUAUUACUAUGUACUGAUAGUCCAUGUAUAUAUCUGUAUAAAAUAUCAGAUACCGUA